AUGGAGGCGAAGGCGGGGGGCAAGAAGGGGGGGGCCCCCGGGGGGCCCCCGGGGGCCCCCGGGGCCCCCAAGGCGAAGGCCAAACUCGAACGCAAGUACUCCGUGGUGGAACUCGGGGACUACUUGGUGGGCUCGAACGUGUGGGUGCGGGAGAAGGAGAGGGAGGAGCUGUACGCGCUGGCGAAGGUGGUUUCGAUUUCGGGGACUUCAUUGAAUGUUGAAGUUGAAGGAGUUUCCAAAACUGUGCAGCAAGAAGAAUGUCUAAACGCUAAUGUAGGGGUUUCCCCCGAAAGCUGCAACGACCUUUCCAAGCUGCCCCACGCCAACGAGGCCGCCGCCCUCCACAUCAUCCGCGAGAGAUACCUCCGCGACAUCAUCUACACGUACGCGGGCCGCCUGCUGAUAGCGCUGAACCCCUUCAAAGCCAUAGCGGGGCUCUACGAGCCCGCGGCCAUAACGCGCUACCAAAACGCAGACACUUCGCGGGGCUUUCCACCGGAGUUGCCCCCGCACACGUACGCGGUGGCGCAGUGCGCAAUGGACUUGAUGCGGGUGUGCAAGGAAAACCAGUCUUGCGUGGUGUCUGGGGAGAGCGGUGCGGGCAAAACGGAAACUGCCAGGCAGCUCAUGCAGUACUUCGCCAGCGACAAGGAAGGCUCGCGAGGCUCGCGAGUGCAAGACAUAAUUUUGGGGGCAAACCCGGUGCUGGAGGCCGUCGGAAACGCCAAGACCUUGCGCAACAACAACUCUUCCCGUUUCGGGCGCUUCGUCAAGCUCGAAGUCGCGCCCACAGGAGGCAUUCACGGGGGGCUCAUCAACAACUACAUGUUGGAGUUGUCUCGAAUUGAAUUUCAAGGCCAGGGCGAACGCAAUUACCACAUUUUCUACCAAAUGAUCAAAGGGCUCACCGGCGAAGAGAAGGCCAGCUGCGAAAUCAAACAAGCCACCGAAUACGAAUUCCUCAACAAAAGCGGCUGCUACGAAGUCGAGACUGUUAACGACCUCCAGGAAUUCGCAGAUGUCAGGAAACAGCUCGAUCUGAUUUUCUCCAAAGAAGAGCAGCUGGCUUAUUUCAAGGCUUUGUCUGCUGUCUUGCUUUGUGGAAACAUUAAGUUCAAUAAUGUGCAGGCAAUGGGCACAGACAAAGCAGCAAAGCUGCAAAACGAAGGCGACUUCGACAAAAUUGCUUCCCUUUUUGGAGCCAAGAAAAAUACGUUGGUGGAGGCUUUGACCAUCAACACUGUUGAAGUGCGGGGAAACAUAAUAAAAAGUCCUUUAUCUGCAGAGCAGGCGCUGGUAAUGUGUCGUUCAAUGGCAAAGGAAGUCUACAGUGUUUUGUUUGACUUUAUUGUCGAGUCUUUCAACAGCAAAAUCAGCUUCGAUCACGAAAACAAAGUUUGGAUAGGAAUUCUGGACAUUUAUGGUUUUGAAUUCUUUGAAAAAAACAGCUACGAACAAUUCCUUAUUAACUACGCCAACGAGCGCCUGCAGCAGUUUUUCAUUCAGCAAGUUUUCCAGGCAGAGAAAGCGGAAUAUGAGGCGGAGGGCAUAGACCACUCCAUGAUUGUGUACUCCGAUAAUGCUUCUGUCUUGGAAGUUUUUGACAAGCCCAAGGCGGGCAUUUUCGCCUUUUUGGAAGAACAGUGUUUGUUGCAAACAGGAACCAGCGAGUCUUUCACUGCUGCUUGUCACAAAAACAUCAAAAACCCUAAUUACGAAACCCCCAAAGGCGACGCAAGAUUAACUUUUAGAGUUUUGCACACUGCGGCUCCCGUGCUGUACACCACUACUGAGUUUGUGCCAAAGAACAAAAUGAGGCUUCCGAACGAGUUGAUCGCAGCUUUCAAGGAGGCCUCGAACUUGGCCAUCAAAAAGGCCUUCGCCGGAGUCGAAGUUCCCGACUCCAAAAACAUGAAGGGCAAAUUCGUUGGCUCCAAAUUCCAGCAGUGCAUAAAGCCGAACCAAGUGAAGAAGCCGCGGGUGUUUGAAACUGAAAACACUUUGGGACAGCUCAUCAGUCUUUCGGUUUUGGAAGCUGUUGCAAUUAUUCACAAGGGCUUUGCCUACAGAGCUUCUUUCGCGGACUUCGUCGCAGACAACAACAUUCUCCUCAAGGUCCUCGGGGCAAAGCUGGAGGGCGGCGACGACAAGACCGCGAGUUUGACGAUGCUGGAGCGCCUGGGAGUUCCCAAAGAAGAAUACCAAUUGGGGUCAACUAAAAUCUUUUUGCGGAAAAAAGGGUGGUUAGUAAUAGACCAGUAUUUCAGGUCUGCAAUGGCCAACCUCAAGCCCCUCAUUGUGAACCUCCAGUCCAUUUACAGAGCUGCCAAGGCCCGCACACUAUACCUGCAGUUCGCCACGCGAGUUGUUCGGCUGCAGUCUUUGAUGCGCCGCUACCAAAUUAGAAAAGAUCAAUUUAAAAAGAUUGAACUUUUGAGAACUUUCGUAGGAGCUGUUGCCACCAUGAAGCUCUGCCUGUUCCAGCAGCGCCGUACACUGGCUGCAAUUCAAAUACAAAAGAUGUACAGAGGGUACAGAGCACGCAAACAAACGGCUGCAAUCAUUCGAAAGGCGAAGAUGGGAAAAUUGAUGAGAGAAACACGCAAGAUCACCCUCGCGGGCGUGAGCGGCCUGCGGUGGCGGCGCGUCGCUCACCACCGGAAAGAGCAGAAAGCCGCGGCUGUUAUUCAGGGUUUGUACAAAAUAAUAAAGGCAAAACGCAUUUUAAAUGAUUUAAAAAGAGAAAAAAAAGAAAAUGAAGCCGCAAUUAAAAUCCAAACCCUCUGGAGAGGCUAUGUCGCCCGCCUGAGGCUCGCGCUCAUGAAGUACCUCACGCCCUACGCAAUAGUCAUACAGAGACACUGGAGGGGCUACAGGGUGCGCCGAAGCCCGUUUUACGCCAAACAUGCGACGCUAUUUGGAAACGUCCGAAAAGGCAUAAGAGAAGACCAAAGCCGUUUGCUGCUGCAGAACGCCGCAAGGACCUUUUUGGUGCUGCACCGGCUGCAGCACGUGACGCAGGCAGCUUACACGAUGCAAAAGUUUUUGCUGCCCAAGGUGCUGCGGCUGCAAAUGGCUGCCACUCAUGCUGCUGUUGUUUUAAUUCAAUCUUGGUGGAGAGGAAACAGAGUCCGGAGAAUUCUGCAAGAAGAAAAACUCAAAUGCAUUCUUUCCAAAGAAAAAGUGCUGGCGGACAAGAAGACUUAUCGGGAGUGCGCCGUUGCGAUGGAGCUGAUGGAAGUAAGGACAGCUUUUCUUGAAAACUAA
Messenger RNA from Eimeria tenella, 3267 nucleotides. Its product is annotated as myosin, putative. Gene Ontology annotation, cellular component: vesicle; myosin complex; cytoplasm. The coding region runs from base 1 to 3267 and encodes 1088 amino acids. NCBI's taxonomy places the organism in Eukaryota, Apicomplexa, Conoidasida, Eucoccidiorida, Eimeriidae. The record is from RefSeq and is a predicted model, not a curated record. The transcript has 20 exons. Gene Ontology annotation, molecular function: ATP binding; microfilament motor activity; actin filament binding. Gene Ontology annotation, biological process: actin filament organization; vesicle transport along actin filament.